AAACUCAAGACGUCGCCACACCACCAAACUUUUCUACACAAACAAACAGAGGCAAACUCAAGACAUCACCACACCACCAAACUUCUCUACAUGAGAUGGAUCCUGCCUAUAGAGGUUACAUGAACAUUUUGAAGCAAGGCUCCUCUAGCCAGCAUUCAGGGAGCAGUACACAGGACUCCCCUCCUCAAAUCCACUCAACAUUUCCCCAAGCACAUCCUACCCAUUCCUCCCAAUCCCUGUCACCUAAUUUCCACAAUUUUCACCCAUUUGGGCAGCCAGCCAACUAUCAAGUAUAUGGCAAUUCUCCUCCAAGCUUUCUUGGUUUUCAGCAGCAAGGAAAUUGGCAACAAUCUAUACCAAUAAGCUUCCAAGGUUUUCGUCCUCAAGGAUUUCGUCCUCAAGGUUUUCAGCAGCAAGAAAGUUGGGGGUACUCACCAAAUCAAGUUGUUGGAUCUCCUUCUUCUCAUGGAUCCGAAUCAGCCUCUCCAUGCCCUGCAACACAAGAGAAAAACUUCAUUGCUGUAGAAGAUUCAAGCGGUGGUGAAGAGGAAAAUUUGAUACAAGAGGCUGGGGGAAGAGAAGAGGGGGGGAGGAGAGGUGUAAGGCUGAACUGGACAGAAGAGGAGAACAUAAGGCUCCUUAGUGCUUGGGUAAACAACUCAGUGGAUCCCAUAGAUGGAAAUGACAAGAAGUUUGAUCACUACUGGAGAGCUGUAACUGCAGAGUUUAACAGCAAUACACCAAGCAAUGACCGCAAAAGGACAGUUGUGCAAUGCAAGUCACAUUGGAAAGGUGUCAAGAAGGAGGUAACAAAAUGGUGUGGAGUCUAUUCUCAAGUUACAAGCACUUGGAGGAGUGGAGAGUCCGAUGAUAUGAUAAUACAGAGGGCUCAUGCGUGGUUUAAGUCACAAAACAACGAGAAACCAUUCACAUUAGAGUAUAUGUGGAAGGACCUAAAGGGUCUACCAAAAUGGCAAAGAAUCGUUGAGGAGGAGAACACCAACAGCAAGAGGACUAAGAUUUCAGAAUCAGGUGCAUAUACAUCAUCAUCCAACCAAGAUACUGAAGAUGAAAGUAGACACAAAGAGAAGCGUCCUGAGGGGCAGAAGAAAGCAAAAGCCAAGCUGAAAGGGAAAGGGAAAAAAUUGCCAUCAUCUCCUUUGGGGGAUCAGCCUUCUCAAGACUUUGUUCUCUUCAACGAAGCUAUAAAAGUGAAAGCAGCAGCAAUGCAAAAAUGGACAGAAGUAGCAUCUGAAUCAACAAAAGCAAAGCAGUCACAGACUAGAAGAGAUCUGUACCAGACAUAUGCAAAAUUGGUGGACAAAGACACUUCUAAUUUUACUGAAAAACAGCUAAAGAGGCAUGAAGAUAUCCUGGAGAAGUUAGCUCAAGAAAUUUCUGAAGCAUAA
Sorghum bicolor (sorghum) is the source of this 1409-nucleotide messenger RNA. RefSeq lists its product as uncharacterized. The record is from RefSeq and is a predicted model, not a curated record. The transcript has a single exon. NCBI's taxonomy places the organism in Eukaryota, Viridiplantae, Streptophyta, Magnoliopsida, Poales, Poaceae. The coding region runs from base 96 to 1409 and encodes 437 amino acids.